AUGUUGGAGCUACCUUGUGGCGAUGGGACUGCCCAGGUUGUAAAGUCUCCCCCUUGGUCUAGGGGAUCCCUAGGCAAGGCCGACCAGAUACCUCAUCCUGCCCCUCUCUCUCUGCACCCUGGGUGCACUGUGCCCAGUAGAGGCCACUGGGGUAAGUGAGGGAGGUGGCAAUUUUGCUGCUAUGGCUAUGCCAAUGGAUUUGCACUGAAAGUGGAGCCCUCCCAGUUUGGAGGAGAUGACACGUCUCUGAGCAGCAUAUGCCUGCGUUGUCAAGAUGAAUCAGUCAUUAAGUUCUUGGUGGGGGAAUAAGUCACACUGUGGGGUACCUGGACCAGCUUCCAAGCUGGCCCUGGAGGCUAUUUGAGCUUCUUCUCACUGAAAACAGAGAAGUCCCAAGGAGGAUUCGAUGACACAGCAGUCAACAACAUCCAGUUCAGAUGCUUAGAUACAACUGUGCUCAUAAAUGAUGGAAUACUGUGGGGUAGAUUUCACAAUUAGAGCAAAAUCUGCAGCGUUUGCCAUCUACAGACCAAGGCAGAGCUGCAACAAGGACUUUGGGAUGACACAGCACUCAACAAUGUCACGUUCUUCUGCUGUAAAUAA
Molecule: messenger RNA, 603 nt
Organism: Apaloderma vittatum (bar-tailed trogon)
Lineage: Eukaryota; Metazoa; Chordata; Aves; Trogoniformes; Trogonidae
Product: vitelline membrane outer layer protein 1-like
Exons: 4
Source: RefSeq, a predicted model, not a curated record